AUGGCUGCUAGGCCGCCGACUAGCGCUGGUCCUCGCCCGCUCGGCAUCGCAGGACCAGCCGGCUACGGCCAGUCGUGCACAAACUGCUCCCGCGCAAAAUGCAAAUGCAUCUUGCGUGCAGAAGGCGGCGCAUGCGAGAGAUGCCAUCGUCUUGGAAAGGAUUGCCAGCAAAUGGUGACAGCGAGAAAGCGCACCGUCCGAAGAACGGCGACAUCGCGAACCGCACAGCUUGAGGAGAAGCUUGACGACCUCGUUUCUAUCCUCAAGGGAGGGCACCAGCCAGGAACGUACGAGAGCAUGAUGUUUACAGGCACACCGGACUCGACAAAGAACGGCAUCUCAAGCACCACGGCUGCCUUGGACUCCCUGGCUGCGGCCGCCACCAACCACCGCCAGGUCAAUGUCUUCUCGUCGUCUGAGGACUCGGAAAACUCAAGCCGCAGUCAAUCGGUGCAGGUCAUGGAACCAAGUGCUGAAGAGGCCCAGACAUUGCUCAAUCGCUUUCGCGGGUGGCUGCCAAACUUCCCCUUUAUGCAUCUACCUGCAGACGUCACGCCGUAUAACAUGCAAGAGGAGCGGCCGUUUCUGUGGCUGUGUAUCCGAAGCAUUACGUCGACAUCGGGAAUGCAGCAGCGUGCAAUGGCAGAUAAGAUUCGCCGCGAGCUGGCGGAGAGGAUUGUGGUGAAUUCAGAACGAAGCAUGGACUUGCUGCUGGGCAUCAUCACUGUGCUGGCGUGGGCUACGCUGAAUACAGGGCCUCGCAUGAAGCCUUUUCUUAUUUUGUACUCACAGCUCGCGGAGACGGUUAUUUUCGAUCUCGGCCUGCUACGCUUCCCUAACGAGGAGCACGUGUCCGCCAUGGGCAAAGUGUGGGCGAGAAAACUAACAGAUAUCCGCGAGCGAACGUAUGAGGAAAAACGAGCCGCUAUUGCUCUGUGGUUCCUUACAUCCAUAUGCAACGCAUUUACAGGCAAAGUGGAAACGCUCGCGUGGACGCCACACUUGGAACACUGCCUCAAAUCGCUUGAGCGAGCAGAAGAAUACGUCGGCGAUGGGAUUCUCGCUCUCUUUGUGAGAAUCCAGCAAAUCUCCGACGAAGCCAACAAAUGUCUGGUGCAAGACCUUCUCUGGAGCGGCACCGAGCCCCGCGAAACGCCCACCUACCUACACAAGGCACGCCUACUCGACGGCAUCAAGCACGUCCGUGAAAUUGGCGCGUCUAAAUUCCCACUAAGCUACACCCUGACGUCACAUUUGCUGUCGGCAGAAGCGCACAUCCAUGUCAUCGGGCUCUUCUCGAACCAGCCCAUGCCAGACGAGCGCCGCGUCGAGGGCAUGUACCAGUGCCUACAGUCUAUCCGGCUGUGGUACGACGCCUUCUUCGAGCGCCCGAUCCACGAGAUCCCCGCGCUGCCCUUCUCCAUCUACAUAUCGCUGUCGGUCAUGCAGGUCAUGCUGUACCGCCUGACGGUGCUGGAGCACCCGAUGUGGGACAAGAAUGUGGUGCGCAACACAGCAGAUGUGCUUGAGAUUCUCGACCGCAUUACAGAGGUUUUCCAGCAAGUGCCCAACUUGUAUCCCGUCGUGAAUGACACGGACGGAUCGAAUCUGUACAUCCACGGCGCACGACAUCUCAAGGCGCUGCGCGCAACGUGGGCGCCCACGCUCACAAACCACAUGGGCAGCUUACCUACGCCCAAUAGUCAGCAGGCCAUGUCCAUGUCGCCGUCGCAGGCGCAGGUUACGAUGAGCAUGAACCCUGCCGGGCUUAUCGAUCAGAGCCAGGGGGCUGCUGACUUCCAGGAUAUGGCGUGGAUUGCGGACAUUUUUGGGCCGUGGGAAAUGUAAACGAGGCGAGAUGAACGAACUAGCGGCGUUUUCUUUUUAUUUUUCAAGGUGUUGGCUAGGCUGGGGUAAAUGGCGUAUGUGGGUUGUAUAGAUACUCUUUUGACGGCACCGUUUUUAUCAGGGUAAAUUAGCAUUUGUAUGAGAUUUGAAUUUCCUUC
This is a messenger RNA of [Torrubiella] hemipterigena, 2006 nucleotides long. Lineage: Eukaryota; Fungi; Ascomycota; Sordariomycetes; Hypocreales; Clavicipitaceae. The record is from the annotation of a GenBank genome assembly.